This is a messenger RNA of Episyrphus balteatus (marmalade hoverfly), 915 nucleotides long. RefSeq names its product tigger transposable element-derived protein 2-like. The transcript is spliced from 2 exons. Bases 91 to 768 code for a protein of 225 amino acids. Gene Ontology annotation, molecular function: nucleic acid binding. Lineage: Eukaryota; Metazoa; Arthropoda; Insecta; Diptera; Syrphidae. The record is from RefSeq and is a predicted model, not a curated record.
CUCCCACUUAAGGCACUUCUGAUUAUAGACAAUGCUCCAUGCCAUCCAUCGGCAGAAGAGUUAAGGUAUCUUAACGGAGACAUUUGCACAAUGUUCUUACCACCGAAUGUCACUGCGUUAGUUCAGCCGAUGGAUCAAAAUGGCAUAAGAAUUACGAAGCUGCAUUAUAAGUCAAACUUGCUGUCGUUGGUCAUUGCCAACAAAAAUGAAGAUAUAAUUUCUGCCCUAAAGAACUUCAAUUUGCGCCAAGCCAUUACAUUGAUGUCAAAAUCGUGGGAUCAAGUAACUUCUCAAAUUCUUGAAAAAUGCUGGAACCCCAUUUUUAAUGAUGUCGAUAACAGUUUCUUUAACGACGAAGAUGAUGUCCCAUUAUCUACUCUCAGAGAACGCUGGAGGGAAAACUUGAUUGCAGAUGGGGAAGAAGCACCCUUGAUACAUUUGCUCGAACAAAUAGACAAUAAUCAGCAUUACACCGAAGAAGAAGUAAACGAAUGGUUACGCGAUGAAGAUGUUCCUGAUGGUGUUGAAGAUGAAGACAUCGAUUCGGAAAAUGAAUCUGACCCGGGUGAUGUUAUAAUGGUGCAAAACAUUGUAACUGACACCGAAGCCAUCGAAUCAAUCGAUAAAGUGAUCGAUUGGGCCAGUCAAAAUAACAGAACAUCAUCUGAAUUUACAGUACUCCAAAACCUCAGAGAAAGUACGCUAAAAAAUGUUUUGCAGAAAACUAAGCAAUGUAAAAUAACAAAUUUUUUUCCAAAGUUGGUUUAAAUACAAUUGUGUUUUGUGUCAAUUACUAACAUUUAAAAUAAUAUAAUGAAAACGUAUAAAAACGAAGACUUUUUUAUUUUUUCCAGUAACUUGAACAAUCCAGUAACUUAAACAGGCCUCGUUUCGUAGGUGUUCAAGUUAGCGAGA